Molecule: messenger RNA, 772 nt
Organism: Protopterus annectens (West African lungfish)
Lineage: Eukaryota; Metazoa; Chordata; Ceratodontiformes; Protopteridae
Gene: RBP2
Product: retinol binding protein 2
Exons: 4
Coding region: 128-535 (135 amino acids)
Biological process (GO): fatty acid transport
Cellular component (GO): nucleus; cytosol
Molecular function (GO): fatty acid binding
Source: RefSeq, a predicted model, not a curated record
UGCCAUAAACUUUAACCAUCCCAGUCAACAAUGCUAUAAACUCUAGAGAUUCUAGCUGGCCUUUGUGUUCCUUGCCUUUUCACCAAACAGAAGUGUUUUUCCUGCUGUCAGCCUCUUGACUUACACAAUGCCUGCUGAUUACAAUGGGACUUGGGAAAUGGAAAGCAAUGAGAACUUUGAAGGCUACAUGAAAGCUUUAGACAUAGAUAUUAUCACCCGUAAGGUUGCUGUGCACCUCAAGCAGACAAAAGAAUUCAUUCAAGAUGGAAAUUCUUUCAAGACAAAGACCCUUAGCACCUUCAGGAAUUAUAACCUAGAUUAUGUAGUGGGAGAAGAAUUUGAAGAACAUACCAAGGGACUGGAUGACAGAGUUGUAAAGACACUAAUAACCUGGGAUGGUGAUAAAUUGAUUGCAGUCCAGAAAGGUGAAAAGCCAAACAGGGGCUGGAAACACUGGAUUGAAGGAGAUAAGCUAUACUUGGAGCUCACAUGUGGAGAUCAAGUCUGCCUCCAGAUUUUUAAGAAGAAAAACUAAACCAAGCAGAAGAUCAUCUUGUGAUUCCUUGACAAUGGCUAUUUUUCUACUCAUUUGUAAAAAAAUUAAUUUGUGUGUAUUAUAUAGAAUAUUUGUACUUUUUUAUUUGACACCGAAUGCAAACGCUGUACAGCAGUAUAUUCUGAAACUGUGUUGAACUGUCAAAUGCAACUAAGAAUAGUUAUGAUAUCAUAAUAAAUUAAUGUACAGCACAAUAAAAUACAUAUUUCAAAAUCU